Molecule: messenger RNA, 2867 nt
Organism: Cuscuta epithymum
Lineage: Eukaryota; Viridiplantae; Streptophyta; Magnoliopsida; Solanales; Convolvulaceae
Source: the annotation of a GenBank genome assembly
ACUCCGUUUUCUCAGGGACAAAACCGACAAUUGAAUAGCGGAAACGGUACAGAACCAGAAACAUACUCGGUCCGUAUCAUUUCCCACUUCUCUGUCAACUUCUGAAUGACCUCCGUUAGAAAUGGUCCCGUCAUUCUAGCGCCUUCCGGUUCUGCGUCCAAAGCCGACGACGAAGAUAUAGGGGAAUUUUAAUAAAAUAAAUUAACACCACGACGGACGAUGAGUUCUUUUAAGAUGCGCCGGAAGGUGGUUCCGGCGGCGUCUGAGAACGGCGAAUCAGCCGACAAGCUUGACCAGCUUCUCCUCUCCUCCGCCAUCUCUAACGGAGAAGAUCUCGGCCCCUUCGUCCGCAAGGCUUUUGCUUCUGGGAAGCCGGAGACUCUCCUCCAGCACCUCCGCCACUUUGCCCGAUCUAAGGAAUCUGAAAUCGAGGAAGUGUGCAGGUCUCACUACGAAGACUUCAUCACCGCCGUAGACGACCUCAGAUCCCUCCUCUCCGACGUCGAUUCUCUCAAGUCGUCUCUCUCCACCUCCAAUUCUCAGCUCCAGUCCGUUGCCGUUCCUCUCCUCAGCUCCCUCGACACCUUUGUGGAGGCACGCAACAAGUGCAAAAACAUCAGCCUCGCCAUUGAAUCUCUGCAAACUUGCACUCAAUUAGUUGAGCUUUGCUUGCGAGCCAAUUCUCAUCUCUCGAAGAACAAUUUCUACAUGGCUUUGAAGUGUGUGGACUCAAUCGAGCGAGACCUUCUGGAUGAGACACCUUCAUCUACGCUCCGCCGAAUGCUUGAGAAGCAGAUCCCCUCGAUUCGAUCGCAUAUUGAACGCAGAGUGAACAAAGAUUUCGGGGAUUGGCUUGUUGAGAUCCGAGUUGUCAGUCGGAAUUUAGGGCAGUUAGCCAUCGGACAAGCCUCAGCAGCUAGGCAAAGAGAAGAGGACCUUAGAAGAAAGCAACGACAAGCAGAGGAGCAAAGCCGACUCAGUCUCAGGGACUGCGUUUAUGCUCUUGAAGAAGAUGAAGAUGAGGACGGGAUUAACGGAAUCGGCCACGAGAGCAGAGACGGUUUCCACAAUGGAGGAGGUAAUGGUAUAUUAGGGUUCGAUUUAACGCCAUUGUAUAGGGCUUAUCACAUACACCAGACUCUAGGGCUAGAGGAUCGUUUCAAACAAUAUUAUUUCGAGAACAGGAAGCUUCAAUUGACAUCAGAUUUCCAGGUAUCAUCAAUGACUCCCUUCCUGGAGUCUCACCAAACGUUUUUUUGCACAAAUUGCUGGGUUUUUCAUAGUUGAGGACCGUGUUUUGAGGACUGGCGGUGACUUGAUAUCCAAAAUGGAGGUGGAGAACUUAUGGGACACUGCUGUUAGUAAAAUGUGUUCCGUCCUAGAAGAUCAAUUCUCCAGGAUGCAAACUGCAAACCAUUUGCUGUUGAUAAAGGACUAUGUAAGCCUUCUAGGAGUCACAUUGCGCCGUUAUGGAUACCCUAUUGAUGCGUUGCUUGAUGUUCUGAGCAAGCAUAGGGAUAAAUAUCAUGAACUCCUCUUGUCUGAUUGUCGCAAACAGAUGUCUGAAGCUCUCUCUGCUGACAAGCUUGAGCAAAUGUACAUGAAGAAGGAAUAUGAAUACUCGAUGAAUGUUAUAUCUUUUCAGCUUCAAACAUCUAAUAUAAUCCCUGCAUUUCCUUACAUUGCACCAUUUUCAUCAAUGGUUCCUGAUUGCUGUAGAAUUGUGAGGUCAUUCAUUGAAGAUUCAGUGAGUUUCAUGUCCUACGGCGGGCAGCUUGAUUUCUACAAUAUGGUCAAGAAAUACUUGGACCGUCUUUUGAAUGAGGUCCUUGAUGGAGCUUUGUUGAAACUCAUUGACACUUCCAUUACUGGUGCCACUCAAGCUAUGCAGAUGGCUGCAAACAUGGCGGUGUUUGAAAGGGCGUGUGAUUUCUUCUUUCGCCAUGCUGCCCAACUCUCAGGAAUUCCGUUGAGAAUGGUGGAGAGGGGAAGGAGGCAAUUUCCUUUGACCAAAGCAUCUAAAAAGGCAGAAGAGACUCUUUCUGGCCUGCUCAAGCAAAAAGUUGAUGGGUUUCUCAUGUUAAUAGAGAAUGUCAAUUGGAUGGCUGAUGAACCUCUUCAAGGAGGGAAUGAAUAUGCAAAUGAGGUCAUCAUCUUCUUGGAGACCCUUGUCUCUACUGCCCAGCAGAUAUUGCCAAUUCCCGUUCUCAAGAGAGUUUUGAUAGAUGUUCUUGCUCACAUAUCAGAGAUGGUGGUUGGGGCAUUGCUUGGUGAAUCUGUCAAAAGGUUUAACAUAAAUGCGAUUAUGGGUCUCAAUGUGGAUGUUCAGCUCUUGGAAUCAUUUGCCGAGAGCCAAACUCUUUUGCUUUCUGGUGGAGAUGGAAAUGAGUUGAAAGGAGCAUUGGUCGAAGCCAGGCAAUUGGUUAAUUUGCUCUUGAGUAACCACCCGGAAAACUUCCUUAAUCCAGUUAUUAGAGAGAGGAGCUAUAAUGCGUUGGAUUACCGGAAAGUAGUUGCCAUUUCAGAAAAACUGCGUGACCAAUCAGAUCGUCUAUUUGGAUCAUUUGGAACUAGAGGAGCCAAACAAAACACAAAGAAGAAAUCUCUUGACCAAUUGAUCAAAAGGCUCAAGGACGUUAACUGAAUUUGCUUACUUAAAUAUUUGUAUGUACCGGUUCCCUAUGUUCUUUUGCUCAUACUUGUGUUGAUUAUUUCUCAUUCAAUUUAUGUCAGAGUAUUUGAAUGUCUCUUUCUUAGCAUUGUGUAUUUUACUCUAUUGCAGAUACCCAUUUAUUGUUGCAUUCAUUUCUUCAUAAUCAAUGCUAUCCAAUAAUAUAAUUUUUUUUCUGAUCUAUUUUGACUCUUUU